AUGUCUGUACCAACACAAAUCACAUCCUCCCCUCAAUACUCAUCCUCUCCUCAGCACGCCUCCCGAGGAUUCUCCGGUCCAAAAACACUAUCACGACCACAGAGCUUUGAUCGUCCUCCUACCGCGCAACGAGUCAGCCACCAUCCGGAGCAACAGACCACAUACGAUGUAGCUGGCGAAACCUCAUCUUUACAUCCCGGAGAUGACGACCGUCAUGAGACAAGUUCCGCUUCGCAGCCUUCAUUUCAACCCUUCUUCACGCUCAUAGAGGAUGCCAACACCUCCGAAUAUUACCACCCAACAGUCCACUACAUCUUCUCCGACGAUGACACAGACAUUGUAACGGAAGCAGCUCUACGCGCCCUAGAAAGCGAGCAAGACAGCUCUCCUGAUCCCUCAAAAAGCAAGGCAAAGUCAGCGAACAAUCAACCCACGAUGCAUCAGCAGGAAGCAGCGGGAAACGAAACUGCCCGCCCGGAGGACGAUGAACCCCCCAGUCCAAAGAAGGAACCCCUCCUGCCCCCUCCGACUCCCGGCGUUCGCGACAACUACAUCAUCCUCGACAUGGAGCUCGCGAAUCCUGAUGAUGCGAAACACCCGAGCUCAGAUCCGGCUCGCGGUGCCAGCACGGCCGGUAUGACGACCAUAUCCACCUCGCCUGCUGCUCAGGGAACACUCCUGCACCAGCAGUCCCCGCCUCCACUACAUGGACUCCCCUCGUCCCAGCAUCAAUUCAAUGUUAUAUCCGCACAUAGCCUGACACCAGCAUGGCAAGUGCUCAGCACGCAAGUCAUACCAGCACCGACAUUCGACAAUAAUGCUACCGGCGAGCAACCUUCAAAUGGUGGCUUAAUGCUCAAGAUCCACGGUACGCCUGGUCUGCCUGUGACUAUGUUUGGAAAGGACAGAGACAAGGAGAGAGGAAGUCAACGACUGGAAGAUAUGAUGGAGCAGUUUGGGAAACGCCUGGGCGAGCUCAGGCAGGUUAUCGAGGCUGGACAACAGGUUCAGUCUACUCAAGAUGCCCUGUUUGAAGGAGAAGAAGUGCUAGGGAAUGUAGAUGCCAACGCUGUUUUGGAUUCAAGCACUCGUGAACAGAUGGAUGGCCAUAGCAAUACCAAGAAUGCAACAGGCGACGACAGCAAUAUCUGA
Aspergillus thermomutatus is the source of this 1152-nucleotide messenger RNA. RefSeq lists its product as uncharacterized. The record is from RefSeq and is a predicted model, not a curated record. The transcript has a single exon. NCBI's taxonomy places the organism in Eukaryota, Fungi, Ascomycota, Eurotiomycetes, Eurotiales, Aspergillaceae. The coding region runs from base 1 to 1152 and encodes 383 amino acids.